AUGCGUUCGACUACCUUGCUCUCUUGGCUCCUCAGUGCCUUCGUGGCCCUCAUCCUCCACACCACUAUCGCUUCCCAACAGCCUCGAAAAGGCCCGGUGGUAGUCUCCAAGGUCUACUUAGAUAUCACGCGUGGCGACAAGCCGUUAGGAAGGAUCGUGAUUGGGUUGUUCAAACGGACCCCCAAAACCAGUGAGAACUUCCGAGUUCUAGCUCUUGGGAAUACGAAAUCGGCUAGUGGGACUCCAUUGGCAUACAAAGGAUCGAGCUUCCACCGAAAUCAUCAAAAAUUUUAUUUCACGAAGGGUGAUGGAACCGGUGGCGAAUCGAUUUACGGCAGCAAAUUCAAAGACGAGAACUUUUUAUACAAACAUGAAGGUGCAGGGACGUUAUCGAUGGCCAACGCCGGUCCAGACACCAAUGGCUCUCAGUUUUUCCUAUGCACGGUCGUGACUUCCUGGCUAGAUGGAAAACAUGUGGUGUUUGGCAAGGUUAUCGAAGGCAUGGACGUUGUCUAUGAUAUCGAGUCAUCCAAGACUGAUGGAAGGGAUAGACCGAUCGAGAAGGUCACGAUCGCUGACUCUGGGGAGCUUGAGAUCGAGGAUGAAGUAGACGAGGAAGGGAACAAGUUCGGAGUCAAGGGCAACGGCAACCUACUAGCCUCAUCAUCCUCAUCCUCAUCAUAUAUUAAGACGAGUAGUCUGAAAGAAACCGUCACUUGGAGUCGCGAAGUCGAUUCCUUGUGAUCACCUUCUCAUCGCCAUCAGAACACCACAAACAUUAUAUACUUUGUUUAUCAAAUUUGUAUUUUUCUUUUCUUCUUUUUUUGUUAAUUUGAUGUGAUUUGGUCUGGA
Molecule: messenger RNA, 852 nt
Organism: Puccinia graminis f. sp. tritici CRL 75-36-700-3
Lineage: Eukaryota; Fungi; Basidiomycota; Pucciniomycetes; Pucciniales; Pucciniaceae
Product: peptidyl-prolyl cis-trans isomerase B (cyclophilin B)
Exons: 8
Coding region: 1-744 (247 amino acids)
Biological process (GO): protein peptidyl-prolyl isomerization
Cellular component (GO): fungal-type vacuole; endoplasmic reticulum
Molecular function (GO): peptidyl-prolyl cis-trans isomerase activity
Source: RefSeq, a predicted model, not a curated record